Messenger RNA from Amoebophrya sp. A25, 2225 nucleotides. NCBI's taxonomy places the organism in Eukaryota, Dinophyceae, Syndiniales, Amoebophryaceae. The record is from the annotation of a GenBank genome assembly.
GCUGUUUUUACAUAGUGAAGAAGGUGAAGCAGGAAACCCUCCACAUUAGUGAUGAAUCGGUUGAAUAGUUAGACGUAUCUUUAUUGAGAGUAACUACUUACACCCAAGAGAGAGCGUCAGACUACGCCGACCUUACUUCAUUCAUAUUCAUACACUAUCAAUCCAAUAAAGACCAAAAAGAUGACAGAUCCCAGCACUCUGGUUUCUGCUUGUGCUUCGCUAAAUGCGGACGCUAUCUUGAAGCAUAUUGCGGCUCCAGUAUCUGGAAAAGAAGAGAAUGGCACUCCAAAGACCACAACAUCAUUGAAGCGACCCGCUUCCUCCAGUGACGACACUUCUGAAGUAAGGUUUUCCAAGGCCGUGCUUGCAUCGGACUGGAGACGAGCACUGUCAGGGCUUCUAGCCUUUGGACUAGAAUUCCUAGAAGCACAGGGACAAUCGUCUGACCUUCUUGUGGCGCCAGAUAUCUGUCGGAAAAUGUAACACCUGUUAUACUUAGACUUCGACUUUCUUAGACAAAUGAAAUGAUGUACUUACAACUUGGGCUUUCUUAUCAACAAGUGAUGCUUCUGGUUCUGCAGGAUUCUUGUUUCUUAUAGUACAACAAAGGCGGAUCAUGAUAUCGUUCUCGUUUUACAACCUUCAACUUCAUCUUGAUUCCGUACACCUCCAACAGUGUCCGCUUCAUCGUUCGCAUCGGAUGCCCCAUUUGCGUCCACCUACGUCAAGCCUGUCGCUCGUCUUCUGAUUCUAGAAAUGGAUCUGGAUUUCUUUCCACAGAAUCUGGAUCUCUUUCCACAGAUAGACUAGAGAAUCUAGCAGAGUUUUACCGCCAAGAGUUCAGCCGCAUACCAAAUCAAAGCGAGGACCUUUCAGUGCAUGCCGAUCUCUGUGUGAUGCUUGUGAAGGAGAUGUUGUGGCUGUAUCGAAAGCUGGGUAAGGAAGACCUCAGUCGUUUUGUACUGGAAAACCUGUGUCAUCCGUACAAGAAACUGCAAAAACUGACGGUCAGUUUGAAGAAGAAGCCCUCAAGGGACUUCCCGAAUGAAGAACAGCAUGAACAAGCAGGAGGAUCUUCAUCAUCCACAAACAGACCUACUUGUGUGACGACGGGAAGUGUAUCAAUUUGUGGCGGGGAUUUGGCUCAAGAAGAAGAAGAAGAAGAGAAGCCGAAACUACCAGCAGACGCUGUUGAAUCCCCUGCCUCAACUGCACCAGCUGCUCCAAAAACUACUAUCAAAGGAGCGAAACCUAAACCCCAAGCAACGCCUGUCUCUACACUUCCUCCAGAACCGAAUCUGUACUAUCUCUCCCCUGAAAUAUCUUUUCCCUUCGCUGUGGAGUGGGGUCGAGUCCGGUUUACCCAGAACCGCGUCAGGGAUGCUGAAUCCAAACUGGCUUUCGCCCUACAGUACUUCGCACAUGCUCACGAUCUUGGUCCCUCCAAUGCCGAAGCCAAGCCUCGUCCACUAGACUUGGCUCGAAGUUCUGCGGUGGAAGACAAAUCCGCACAACGUCAGCUUCGUGUACUCCUACGGAUGUACAUUCCUGCAAGACUAGCCUGUGGACGAGCGUUUGAACCUGAGGCUAUUAGUACUAGCAGUGGGGAAACUCCUUCUUCAACUACUACCUCUAGCGCUACAGCAUCUACUUCAAGGUCUGGUAAAAAUGCCCGAUCAUUUGAAGCAGACUAUCAAGCUUGUCUCGACGCUGUAGACAAGCCCACACUCAAUGAGCUUCGCAGACACUAUGCGGCUUUCGCGACUGCUGUAGGAAAUGGAGAUCUGCAAGCAUUUGACAGCUGCGUGGCUACUAGUCGUGAGUUUUUCUAUAGACAGAAGGUGGACGUUCAGCUGCUGACGUCUGGACGAAAGUUGUGCUGGUGGAACCUUUGUCGCCAGACUUAUUACCUAGUGAAAAACGCACCGUCGCUUGCAGGAAGUGCUGGCGCGCUGACUAUAGCCAGCGGCAAAGGUAUCAAGCUGGAGGCCUUUGACGUUGCGUUCAAAGUGAACGACCCUAAGCUCUUUGAUGAGGACGUCAUCUCCAUCUUAGCGGAACUGACGGCGCAAAGAGCGCUCCGCUGCUACAUCACAUGGGAGAGGCAAGGCAUAGUAUUCGAUGACAAAAAACCCUUUGCGACCAUUGAGGAAUGGUUGAAAUAGUGGACCACUAUAACUACAGCAUCUUGAUGUUGCGCCAACUGCGGAGAGGAAGGAUGAACC